CAUGAGCGCCGUACUUCCUGUUUGUAUCAGUUGAGAAAACGUCAAUGAUGUAACCAAACAAUUGCAAUUUCUCUCACUGUUAUUUUGUUUAAUGUGACAAUAUGGGCGUCGUGUCCAAUCUUCUAGUUGGGCUGCUGUCCAACGUGCUGCUGAUUUACGCGGCGCCUCUUUCACCUGUAAAUAGCAUUUACCUGCCAAGCAUAGGGAGAUUCUGGCACAUCUCUGACCUGCAUUUGGACCCCACGUACCAUGUGACUGAUGACCACACCAAAGUGUGUUUCUCUUCUAAGGGUGUCCCAGCCUCGAACCCUGGUCUGUUUGGAGAUUUCAUGUGUGACUCUCCCUACCAGCUCAUCCUGUCAGCCUUUCAGCACAUGAAACAAGUGGCCCCACAGCCAGAGUUUAUGAUCUGGACAGGAGACAGCCCUCCACAUGUCCCUGCAGGGGAGCUGUCCACAGACGUGGUAAUCCAAGUCAUCAGCAACAUGACUCAAACCAUCAGGGAGUUCUUUCCAGACAUGCUAGUGUACCCCGCCCUUGGGAAUCAUGACUACUGGCCACAGGAUCAACUUCCGACGUCCACUAAUGAUAUUUACCAGGCUGCAGCCAAACUGUGGGAGCCUUGGUUAAAGCCAGAAGCCCUUGUAACUCUCAGAGAAGGUGGAUUUUACUCUCAGAUGGUGCAGCCCAAGCUGCGACUGAUAAGCCUGAACACUAUCCUAUACUAUAGCCCAAAUAAAGUGACAGUGAAUAUGAGUGACCCGGCUGGACAGUUCCGGUGGCUGCAGGACACCCUGGAAGCAUCUGCUCAGAGCAUGGAGAAGGUCAUUGUAAUUGCUCAUGUUCCAGUGGGUUACUUGCCCUUUGCCAGGAACACCACCGCCGUCAGAGAAGCCUACAAUGAGAGACUUGUGAAGAUCUUUCGCGACUACAGUGACAUCAUCUCAGGGCAUUUCUAUGGCCACACUCACAGAGACAGCAUAAUGGUCUUGCAGGACCAACAAGGGGAACCGAUUAAUUCCCUGUUUGUCACACCGGCUGUUACUCCAAUCAAGAGUGCAGAAGAGCCGUACUCCAACAACCCAGCCUUCCGCAUGUACCACUAUGACCCACAGGACUACAGGCUGCUGGAUAUUUGGCAGUACUACUUGAAUCUCACCGAAGCCAACCAAGAAAAAAGAUCUGACUGGAAACUUGAAUACGUAAUGACUGAAGCGUUUGGAUUAAAGGACAUUCAACCACACAGCCUGUUUAAACUUGUCUUGAGUUUUGAAAUGCAGCAAAGCAAAGCAUUUCAGAAGUAUUUUAGCCAUUUUAUGGUGAGCUAUGAUGAUACCAUUGUGUGUGAUGGGGCCUGCAAGCUGACUCAGGUCUGUGCGGUGCAGUCCUUGGACCAUGCCUCCUAUUCCAAAUGUAUUGAGAAGGGACAUUAAAACAAUUAUAUUCUU
Molecule: messenger RNA, 1448 nt
Organism: Salvelinus namaycush (lake trout)
Lineage: Eukaryota; Metazoa; Chordata; Actinopteri; Salmoniformes; Salmonidae
Product: acid sphingomyelinase-like phosphodiesterase 3a
Exons: 8
Coding region: 102-1433 (443 amino acids)
Biological process (GO): sphingomyelin catabolic process
Molecular function (GO): sphingomyelin phosphodiesterase activity
Source: RefSeq, a predicted model, not a curated record